AUGCUGAUAGCCAGAGGGGAGUUUGCAAGUUAUAUUCAAGGACCAGCAGUGGAGCAGAACCGACCAAUGGAGCACGUGAAGAAGAAUCAGAAGUCGAAUUCUCACAAUACGCAACCAGUUCGCGUAAUUAAUGUAAUUCAUGGUCGGCCAGAACCUGCCGAGGAAUCAGAUGAACUGCUUCGAACAUGCCUUCGCCAGGCACGGAUGAAGAGAAGGAUAGGCAAUGUAAACACUCUGCACCAACAGAGUGCAUCAACGCAGAUAAAGUUUAACGUAACAGACUUGUUGCGUGUUCAAAUCCCUCAUGAGGACCCGUUGCUCGUAAGUUUGACAGUGGCUAAAUGCUUGGUGUGUAGAGUUCCAAUUGACCCUGGAAGUAGUGCGAACAUCAUGCCAAGAGAUACAUUUGAUCGGCUCGAGAUCAAACAGGAUCGGCUGAAAUCCACCGGGAAUCCACUAUUAGGGUUUGAUGGAAAGCGAGUGGAGCCCGUCGGCACGGUGGAGGUAGCGGUACAUGCUGCCGAGAGGGUUUUGACGGAAACCUUUGUGGUUGUUGAAAUUCAUCCCUCUUACAAUCUUCUGAUGGGCAGAGGGUGGAUCCACAGAGUUCAAGGUAUUCCUUCCACUUUGCAUCAGGUAAUAAGAUGCCUCAGGCUAGACGGAACCAAAGUGAUUGACAUUCAUGGAGACCAAGUUGCAGCUAAAGAAUGUCAUUCUGUAACGCUGAAACAUGCCGGAAAGGGGAAAGCUCCCAUUCGUUCAAUAAGUCUGAGAUAG
This is a messenger RNA of Cornus florida, 777 nucleotides long. RefSeq lists its product as uncharacterized. NCBI's taxonomy places the organism in Eukaryota, Viridiplantae, Streptophyta, Magnoliopsida, Cornales, Cornaceae. The record is from RefSeq and is a predicted model, not a curated record. The coding region runs from base 1 to 777 and encodes 258 amino acids. The transcript has a single exon.